Tremella mesenterica DSM 1558 is the source of this 3798-nucleotide messenger RNA. RefSeq lists its product as uncharacterized. Gene Ontology annotation, molecular function: DNA-binding transcription factor activity. Bases 1 to 3798 code for a protein of 1265 amino acids. The transcript has 15 exons. Gene Ontology annotation, biological process: regulation of DNA-templated transcription. The record is from RefSeq and is a predicted model, not a curated record. NCBI's taxonomy places the organism in Eukaryota, Fungi, Basidiomycota, Tremellomycetes, Tremellales, Tremellaceae.
AUGAACGCUGGACAUCCUUAUGCUCGACCCGAAUCUAUCCCACAGCCUCAACAGGCUCAAAGUUUUCAUAUACCAAUCUCACAGUCUGCACAAUUGUAUCAACCAUACAAUGCGUUGCCAUACCCUCAUCAAGAUCCUUCUCCUCCCAAUCGUCGAGGACCCAACAGGUCUAGCAGAGUGUCCGAGGAGGAGGAAGGCCGCUCACGUAAUGCCGUUGCACAGAGGAGGCAUCGGGAGAAGAGAAAGGCCCAUCUGAGAGCUCUCGAAGAAGCUGUAGCCCGUCAUGACCUUGAGAUGGAAGCGGCCGCCCAGCAUAUCCAUUCAUUGACGUAUCGUCUUCAAUCUACCCCACCCAACGAGGCAGCCGCUCGGUUAUUGGCCGACAAUAAUUUCUUACGAGCUGAGAAUGCCGAGUUUCGGCGACAUCUACACGCAUACAGAGCACACUUUGGCGAGCUUCAGCCACAUCAGCUAGACGUCGCAGUCGAAGCCGGAUCCUUCUACAGUCCGCCUGAAGAGGACAGGGACAACUCACCCCCUACAAAACGAGCCGAACCUCGGCCUGAACAUGGUCAAGUGGAACAAACGGAGUUCACUCGUCACUCACCACCACGACUGCCAGGUAUCGAGUAUGGUCUUCGUCAUCCUCAAGUGCAGGAGUCGAUGCCAUCUAUGCCAUCUACGGCAACUAGCAUUUCUGCCAUGUCCACCUCUUCUUCCUUCCCCCUUCCCCACGGUAUGCCUCAAUAUCAAACCCCCGUUUCGCAUUCUCAUCGCAAUCUCCACUCAGCGUCUUCGGCUCCUUCCACCUCUCCAUUUGUCCACUCCGGAUCAUACCAUAACGAUCUUCAUCAUUGCACACCUCAAACAUCUCAUUCAGAUCUUUCAAUACAAUCUCUUCCAUAUCAACAUCAUACCACUCAUGAGACCCCUCAAAUGACAAAUGAACCUGAACUGGACGAACAUCAUUACAACCCCACCAUGUACCCCACCACAGCCGAUCAACCACAUCCCCAGUCUCUCCCUCGUGUCGGUCAAAUGCUCAUUCCAUCCGGUCCCGGGUCGAGCAAUUGGCAGGGAACUUAUCGUCCUCAAGGGGACGAAACCUGGACAGGUCAAGCAGGCGGUUACGGUGUGAAUUAUUCACAAGAAACAGAGGAGCAACCAUCACAGCCCGAUGUCACCCCUGCUCCCUCCCAACCCUCCCCCUCCGUCCAAAAUACCGCCGACCUCGCCCCUCCUCCUCCCCGUCCAUCCCUAGGCUCCAUGCUCUUCCUCACCGCUUUCUUCUUCUUCAUGUCCGGCGGUAACGCCCCCGAGCAAGAAGUUGUCCUAGGUCCCAAUGGGGAAUUUGUACAUCGUGUCACUCAAUUGGAUCUCGCUCGAACUUCUUAUGAAGAAUACCAAGGAUUGUUGAAUGGUACGAUUGGGAAUUGGACAGAACCAUCUCCUCCGAUCAUCAGACCUGAGAUAUUGUUACCAAAUAAAUAUAUACAUCCUUGGGGUGGAGAUGAAGGUCAUUGGAGAAAUAUAACUGGGUUUUAUCGAUCUGCUCGAUUACACCCUAUAACCUUCACAGGAGAAGAUCAAGUGUCAGAAUUCUUCAAUGGAGUGGAGAUACCUCAUUUUUUAUCCCAUCAUCCUUCUCUCGACACCUUGGACCCUUCCCACGAUGAAAACUUAGCAACAUCCACUAGUCAUUAUGUUGGACGACCACUACAAACAGAUCAUUUUCCUCCUUCCGAUGAUAUAUUCGAAGAAAUUACCGAGGAGAAUACACACCAUUCUGGUGAUUCUUCCGAUGUUGAUUUCGAAGGAGGUUCGGAAAAAGUCAAUUCUGGUCCUCAUUAUCCAUCUGUUGACGAUAUCCUCACAGAAGACACUGAUCCGGAAUAUGGAUCUCAACCCAAUUCACCCCCUUCCCUACCCGAGGAAGAUGAGAUACCAGAAGGAACGUGGAAAGAGAUAUCUCGGCGGAUCGUCAAAAGAUUCGUGCCUUCAAUCAAAAUACCAAGAAUGGGCAAACCAGAAGAAGUUUCACAGAAGAUGUCUAGACGGAAUUUACGGAGGGAGAACACGGAAUGGAACGAAACCCUCGCUUUGGAAUUAAGAGGAUCAUGGGAUUGGGAACAUACAACUAGAUGGGAUAUGAACAUUCGGGAAAAGACUUUAUCAUCUACUCUCAAUUUAACAUCUCUCAAUCCCACAUGGAACAAUGAAGAUUGGACUUGGAUCAAAGGAUCAGCCACUUUGACAGCUGGAAAAGAUACAUUAGAAUAUAAUUUCUAUGGAUUACAUUAUCUGCCUAAUGGGACUUAUGGACUAUAUGGUUUACCGGAAGGGAAGAAUGUGGAUAUAAGACAUAUACCUUUGUUAUGGGCAGGAAGAAUAUUGAAUGAUGGAGGUGAUGGUGGGAAUGUUAGUAAAUGGAUAGUGUUGGGAGAGUUGGAAAAAGACUGGAAGAGUAAACAAGAGGAUUUGUUGUUUAGCGACGUCAGACCCGAGGAACAAACUCAAACUAGUUGUCCUCUAUACAUCCAUUUCACUUUACCACCCUUCUCCAUCCAUGGCACCAAGUCCGAGAUCGAAUUGUAUGAAGAUGAACUUCAGAACCCAACCGGAUUACGACUGAGUUUACCGAGACCGCCAAGAUAUUGGGAAGGUAUAGGAUUAGGGGGUGUCGUAAUUGCCGAUCAGUGUGGGUGGGCUUUUGGUUUGGAAGGAGGGAAAGGUUUAGGGAUUGAAGAUUUCUGGCGAAAGAGUGGGAAUUACGCUGCAUACGCCACCAUCGCUCAACUAAUCACUCUCAUGCUACUGAUCAGACAAAUGGAAUCUUCACGGACACCAUCCACUUUGGCAAAAGUCUCUCUAUGGUCAAUCGUCAUGAUGGCCAUAUUGGAUUCGUGGAUUUUCUCUUCGCAUGUGAUAGUCGGCAUCGUAACGGAUAAUAGGGCGUCAAUACCAUUGCUCUUACCUGGUUUCUUGGCUCUAUGCUCCGCGGUCUUAUUCGCUCCUCGAUACUGCGUUCUUUUACAUAGAAUUCAAGCACCCGAAAGAGAGCCCUCUCCUCCUCCUAGACCACCAACCGCUACUAGACCGUCCGAAUCGGCAACACAAACAGUUCAGAACGCAUCGGAAUCGACUCAAAUGGAACCCUCGCUGAGCGCUUGGGACAGGAUCAAGCAGACAUUGAAUGACUCUCCGAUUCUCAAUUCAAUCAUCAAGACAAAUGGUUCAAUGACCAAUUUGAGAAUCUGUGGUAUCAUCGGAAUCUAUCGUAAUGCUCGACGGGGAACGAGUGGUGCGUUAAAUCAUGGGUUUAUGAUAGGAACGACUCUGGGAAGGUUUGCUAUUCCUCUUUAUAUCUUUGCAUGUCCUGACAACGUACUUUUCGUCGAACCGUCCAAGGGUAUUUUGGCUACAGUUUUAUGGCAGAUAUUUCAAAUCGCUGUUCUAUUUGGACAAGAACGUUUUGGUCCUGCGUUCUUCUUACCACGAUCUUACAAACCCGUCGAAUCGUACAACUACCAUCCACCUCUUCCUCCUUCAGACCCCGAAAAUCUUUCUUCGCUCGAAACUACAUGUUCUAUAUGUAUGGAAGAAGUCUCCACUUCUCCUUCUUCCACAUUAGGAGCUUCAGAAGCUCUUUUGACAGGAUUGGGGAUCAAUAGUUUAGGAAGUAGAAGAGCGUAUGCUUUAUCACCUUGUCAUCAUUUGUUUCAUACUAAAUGUCUUGCUCAAUGGUUAGCUAUAAAGACUAUCUGUCCAUUGUGUAAAAGACCCUUACCACCAUUAUGA